Molecule: messenger RNA, 1757 nt
Organism: Salvia miltiorrhiza (redroot sage)
Lineage: Eukaryota; Viridiplantae; Streptophyta; Magnoliopsida; Lamiales; Lamiaceae
Exons: 7
Coding region: 155-1555 (466 amino acids)
Biological process (GO): clathrin-dependent endocytosis; clathrin coat disassembly
Cellular component (GO): cytoplasm; intracellular membrane-bounded organelle; vesicle
Molecular function (GO): clathrin binding
Source: RefSeq, a predicted model, not a curated record
AAGAAAAGAAAAUUCCACUCAAAAGCUUUUAUGUAUAAAGGAUAAACACAUGCAAGUAGAUGCAUAAUAUCAAAUUAUCAUAAUUAGUAAUCACUGCUCACAAACCACGCUCCCUCCGCCGCCGCCGUCUUCCGCCGCAAGCAAAUCAGCAACAAUGGACGAGUCUUGGCGAAUGAGGAUAGGAAUGCCCACACCUCCGUCGCCGCCGCCCAUACUCCAGCGGCCGAGCCACCAUCUCCGGCAACCCGCCUCCGACGACCACUUAAACCCGGAAGACUUCAGCGACGUCUUCGGCGGGCCACCUCGAACGAUUCUCUCCCGCCAGUUCUCCUCCGGCUUCCCGCGAUCGUCGUCGUCGUCCUCCUCCACGAGCUACUUCUACGAGGAGAUUUUCCGGCCGCCGGAGAAGGCGCCGCCGCCGCCGGGGAGGAGGAGCGGGCGGAGCUUGCCGGAGUUCAGGAUCCCGGGCCAUCAGAAACGAGAGAAAACCGGUUUUUACAGCGAUAUUUUUGGGAGGGAUGAUGAGAGGGUCGUGAGGUCGAGAUCAAGAUCAAAAACGAGCUCUUCGUCGGUGCUCAGCUCGGAGGAGCUCAGCCCUCUCCGGCCGGCCUUCUCCUUCGACGGCGGCGGCGGCGACGACGUCUCGUCUUUCGCUCCGAAACUCAGGCCAAUUAAUGUGAGGACUACGUGGAAUUCGACAAGAAUGGGGCAUGAAGAUCAGCUAAGGCAGCAAAACAUGAUGCCGCCAUUUUCAAGCAUUCCUCACUCUCACAAUGGCCCAGACAAUCUGAGGAGCUUCCCCUUCGGAUUAAGUCGAAGGAACGCCUCUCCGGAGACGAUCAGCCUUGAGCCGGUUUCAAACGGCAGCUUCAGAGUGUCUGCAGAUGACAUGGAGCUCAACAACUCACCAUCAUCUGCAGUUUCCUCGGUUUGCCACCGUGAGGCCGAGGAGGAUGAAGCCAUGAGCUCCUAUGUGAUUGAGAUCAACUCCGAGAACAGGGAAGGGACUUGUGAAUCCAACGGUGUGGAUGAGGCCAUAGCCUGGGCCAAGGAGAAGUCUCAAACACAUUAUUCCGAGUGUGAGGCAGAGAAAACUACACAAGAUCUGUUGAAUGGACAUCAGGUUUCUGAGGGACAUACAGACAGUUUUGGAUCAUUGGAUAAUCAGCAGGUCAAGUGGGAAAUAGUAGAAGACGAACAACAACUUGAAUGCACGUCAACUACUAUCUUCAAACCAAAGCAGGUGCAAACAGAAAUUGAGGUUCUGGAUGAGAAGAUCAGGUUAUGGUCAACUGGCAAGGAAGCUGACAUUCGACUGCUGCUAUCUUCCUUGCAUCAUAUCUUAUGGCCUAAUAGUGGUUGGCUACCGGUGCCCUUGGCAAAUAUAAUCGAAUCCUCUCAAGUGAAGAAAUCGUAUCAGAAGGCCCGGCUGUGCCUGCACCCGGACAAGCUCCAACAAAGAGGUGCGACGCCCCAACAGAAGUACAUUGCAGAUAAAGCCUUUUCGAUACUUCAGGAUGCUUGGGCUGCAUUCAUCUCUCUAGAUGUGUUCUAAACAAAGGAAAACAAGUGUUAAUUUUUCGACGGGACAUCGAUGAAUACAGGAGGAAUAUGAGACUGAGUAGAUAUGUGAAGAGUGUGUUGUGAUUCAGUGUGUUGUUUUUGGUAAAUGCAAGAAAGUAGUUUUGAGUUGUUUAUAAUAGUAGCAAAUUCACUUUAUAUUCUUCUGAAAAUAUGAUUUUUAGUUCUGUGCACAA